AUGGACAAAAUGAAAUCAGCAGAAUCUGCCCUUACCCCUCGCAGCAGCAGCAGCAACAACAACGACAACAACAGCAACAACAACAGCAGCAGCAGCAGCAGCACCCACCCCCAGCAACAGCAGCAGCAGCAGCAGCAGCAGCAGAAGCAGCAAGAUGUGUGGGGGGGUAUCCCUCGUUUUUAUCGGGGUGUAUUGCCCGCUCUUGUGCAGUCGCCUUUAAGCAGAUUUGGAGAUACAGCCAGCAAUGUCGGUGUACUAGCACUUUUAAACUCUUAUCCUCAAACAAAAGAUAUUUCUAUUGCUGCACAAACCGCCCUUGCUUCUUGUGCUGCUGCCGCUUGGCGUCUCUUUCUAAUGCCCAUUGAUGGAUUGGGUGGGCCUGGAAGACAUCAAAACAGGUUCAUGGGAGCGACGGUUUGCAGCAGCUUGUUCAGAAAGGUGCCUUUAUCAGGGUUCUAG
Messenger RNA from Eimeria acervulina, 459 nucleotides. Its product is annotated as mitochondrial carrier domain-containing protein, putative. Bases 1 to 459 code for a protein of 152 amino acids. The transcript is spliced from 4 exons. NCBI's taxonomy places the organism in Eukaryota, Apicomplexa, Conoidasida, Eucoccidiorida, Eimeriidae. The record is from RefSeq and is a predicted model, not a curated record.